CUCAACAUGUUUAAAGCACCAACUGAAAUGUUUCUCUGCUUUGGCCUCAGGAGAACACAAAAUUUUACUCCUCUCUCUCUCUCUCUCUCUCUCUCUUCAAUCCCAUAAACCCCACAAAUACUCUCUCCUUCUCCGUCAUUAUGAAGAGAUUGAACUGACCUUUAAUUUCUUUUAACAUUUUCACCUUUUCAAUUUGUUCGUUCUUGGUUAAGCCUCCUGAAGGAGAUAAAAAGCUUAAUUUUUGGUUCAGAAAUUAGGUUUUUCAAGUCAAAGAAAGAAAUUUGUGGGCAUGAGGUUGAACGGAGAAACAUUUCCUGAAGCAGAAGAAGAAGAGGCGAAAGAGAGUGAAAAUUUCCAGCCACAAGAGCUUGUUGUUGGUUACGCUUUGACUUCAAAGAAGAAAAACAGUUUUUUGAAACCAAAGCUUGAAGUCUUGGCUCGAAGUAAGGGGAUUACAUUUGUUGCCAUUGACACAAACAGACCUCUGUUAGAUCAAGGUCCUUUUGAUAUUGUCUUGCAUAAGAUGUCUGGAAAGGAGUGGUGCGAGGUUAUUGAGGAUUACAGGCAGAAACAUCCAGAAGUUACUGUCCUUGAUCCUCCAGAUGCAAUAAAACACCUGUGCAAUCGGCAAUCAAUGCUCCAGGAUGUGGCAAAUCUUAACUUGUCUGACUGCCAUGGAAAGGUCUGUGUUCCAAAACAAAUGGUCAUAAAAAAUGAUCCAAUGUCAAUUCCUGAUGAAGUUUUUGAAGCUGGUCUAAAGUUGCCAAUAGUUGCAAAGCCUCUAGUAGUGGAUGGAAGUGCCAAGUCACAUGAAUUAUUUCUCGCUUAUGAUCGAUUCUCCCUUGCAGAACUUGAGCCUCCCUUGGUUUUACAAGAGUUUGUCAAUCAUGGUGGUGUACUUUUUAAAAUUUAUAUUGUUGGGGAAGCAAUAAAGGUUGUAAGGCGGUUUUCUCUUCCUAAUGUUAGUAAAUGUGAGCUAGCAAAAGUUGUUGGUUUGAUACCUUUUCCAAGGGUUUCAUCUGCUGCAGCUUCUGCAGAUGAUGCAGAUUUGGACCCUGGCAUUGCUGAACUUCCUCCUCGACCGUUGCUGGAAAGGCUUGCAAGGGAACUCCGUCUUCGGCUGGGUCUGCGGUUGUUCAACAUCGAUAUGAUCCGUGAUUAUGGGACCCGAGACGUCUUUUAUGUCAUUGACAUCAACUACUUUCCUGUCUCUCUCCACAACACAUAAGUGCCCCUAAAGAUGUGAAGGAAAGAUAUUUAAAUCCAUGGUACGGGAAGAUGCCAGAUUAUGAGCACAUUUUUACAGAUUUUCUAGUGAGCCUAGUGCAGAGCAAGUAUAUGAAGAGACCUAAUACUUGAAUGUUCCAAAUUGUAGGUUUAGGUCUCCUCUGGAAACUCAAAUUUGGUUUUAAGUUACAUAUUUGACUGGCGUGAAAAGCUUUUGCCUAAGCACAACCAUUUAAGCAUAUACAUACAAGGUUCUCAGUACAAAUUCAGCCAUAUCAAGUAUAAAUGAAGCAAUCAAAUUGAGGGGUGCAUCUCAAUUCGGAAGUCCUUUAUUCCUCUAAAACCAAUCAGAGCCGAUGGGGGCUCGGCUUUAUUAUUGUUUGCUUUAACUUACAUGAAUGAUCACUCUCGAUGAGAAGUUACUAAAUAUUUUUUGAUGAUUUAA
Mangifera indica (mango) is the source of this 1672-nucleotide messenger RNA. RefSeq names its product inositol-tetrakisphosphate 1-kinase 3-like. NCBI's taxonomy places the organism in Eukaryota, Viridiplantae, Streptophyta, Magnoliopsida, Sapindales, Anacardiaceae. Bases 290 to 1228 code for a protein of 312 amino acids. Gene Ontology annotation, molecular function: inositol-3,4,5,6-tetrakisphosphate 1-kinase activity; inositol-1,3,4-trisphosphate 6-kinase activity; inositol-1,3,4-trisphosphate 5-kinase activity. Gene Ontology annotation, cellular component: cytoplasm. Gene Ontology annotation, biological process: inositol trisphosphate metabolic process. The transcript has 11 exons. The record is from RefSeq and is a predicted model, not a curated record.